This is a messenger RNA of Wyeomyia smithii (pitcher-plant mosquito), 1201 nucleotides long. RefSeq names its product luciferin sulfotransferase-like. Gene Ontology annotation, cellular component: cytoplasm. The coding region runs from base 85 to 1080 and encodes 331 amino acids. Gene Ontology annotation, biological process: sulfation. Lineage: Eukaryota; Metazoa; Arthropoda; Insecta; Diptera; Culicidae. Gene Ontology annotation, molecular function: sulfotransferase activity. The record is from RefSeq and is a predicted model, not a curated record. The transcript is spliced from 4 exons.
GAAGAGCAUUUUAUCACGUUUCUAUUACCUAGUUUAGUAUGAGCCAGUCUUCGGAAGGCUAAACACCAAAGGUUUCCGGCAGUCAUGUUCCACUACAGACGUUUAUCACGAGGCGAAGUGGAACGUUUCGAAACUCCGUACAACGAAAACUUGCUCGAAGUUCACUUGACCGAUUGGCCCGUUGAUGGUAGUGACGAUGAUGACUCCAAAUGGCUACCAAGUCACUGCGUGAUGCCCUCCAGGUAUUGCCAAUUUGCGGAACGAAUUCGAAAUCUCACUGUCUACGAGGACGACGUCUGGAUUGUAACUUUCCCAAAAGCUGGCACUACCUGGACUCAGGAGAUGGUGUGGCUGAUUGAUCGUGAUUUGGAUUAUGAAACUGCGGCGACUGUUAAUUUACAGCAACGAUCGAAAUUUUUAGAAAUGUUCACCUUCGUAUCCAAAAUGAACCUACCGGACAGUAUUGCGUUGGUGGAAGAAAUGCCCCGUCCACGGCAUAUUAAAUCCCACCUGCCCGUUGCCCUUCUGCCACAGCAGUUGUGGUCUGUCAAACCAAAGAUAGUGUAUGUCGCACGGAAUCCCAAGGAUGUAACAACAUCGUACAUGCAUCAUUACAAACACAUACAUGGCUUCGAGGGUGCCCAGCAAGACUUCCUGGAUGGAAUUCUCCAGGACAAAAUUAUCUGGUGCCCGCAGGUUAAACAUGCUGCUGAUUUUUGGCACAUGGCCAAGAAUCGCAAGCAUAUUUUAUUUCUACAUUUCGAAGAUAUGAAGAGGAAUCUAAUGGGCGUUCUAGCGAAAGUUUGUACGUUCAUGGGCAAAUCGUACAGUACAGAACAGUUGGAGCGCUUGGCGGAGCAUCUAUCGUUUGAAAACAUGAAAAACAACAAAACAGCAAACAAUCAAAUAUUGGUCACCCAAGCAGCGGAAGCAAUGGGACGCAGCUCCGAUCAGUUCAAGUUUAUGCGGAAAGGAGAGAUCGGAGCGUACCGAAGUGAAUUGCCAGUGGAUUUUUCUAUGAAAAUGGAUGAGUUAAUUCGCGAGCAGCUCUCGGGCUCAGACUUCAAAUAUAGAGAGUAACAUGGCCGUUCAAAAGUUCAAUGCCUCAAUGUGUUUACUCAUAUUUUAAAAAACAUUUGCAAAUCAAUAAAAAUGGCCACACCAACUCGAAAAAUCGUCGUCUCGUGGACAAAUCUGCGUA